AUUGUAAAAUUUGUAUAAGAAAAGAAAAUAGAUAUAUAUUCAAAAAUUUUAAUGUGUAAAGAAUAGUGUCGUUGUGAGAUCAAAGUAUGAGUGCUGAACAGGAUGAGGAUGUAAAUCAUGAAUUGAAUAGUCAAAAAACUGAAGUCGACAAUAAUAUUGCGUCUUCAAGUGUUCUUGUGACAAAAAUUCAAAACUCCGGAAAAAGUAAUGGGAAACAAAUCCGAAGUUGUGGAACAAAAAUUGGUGUGAAUAUUGAUCAGGCUUUGGGGGAAAUGGUUUCGGCUAUUGAGCAAGAAGAUGAGACGACAGUCCGACGUAAUAAUGGGAAAGCAAAAAAAGCAAUAAACGAAAGUGAUAAUAUUAACGACAAGCAGAUGUCCCUAGUUAUGAAUUUGGAAGCAAAUGUUUUGUCUUCAACGACUAUGAAUGAAACGACCGAUCAGUGUUGUGGAGUUUGUUCUGAAAUACCAGUUGAAGGUAAAUCUGAGUACGUUGCAAAUGGCAAUAUAGAUGCUAACCUGUCGCCAUUAGGUGAAGAAAAUAUCGUUUUAAAAACAGUAGCUAAUCCAAAUCUGCCCGUGGUCCUUGUGAACCGCUUAUCUUCUUCCGCACUGAAUGAACUACUUACAUGUGACGAUAAUGCUUUGAAUAACGGUGAUGCUGCUUCCAAGGAUGAAGCAAGUAUGGAAGGAAAUAUUGUUUCUAAUAUGUCCCAAGAAGAAGACAUACCUUUUGUAGAAGCUGUUCUAGAAACAUCGCCCCAAGCUAGCAUAAUACCAAAUUGCUCGACCGAGAUAAGACGGUUAUCAUCUGAAUUAAAUCAAGAUUUAAUAGCCGAAGAAGCUGGAAUAACCGAUAAUUCUGUUAAUGGAAACCCGGACUCAUUAGUCACGCACGAACGGAAUAACGGUAGAAGUCCCUUUACUCUCGAAAGGCGAUCAUCUACGACAGAUUUAGAUAACGUUGAACAAAAUCAGGAGAGUUCAUCAGAACCAUCAACUGAUAGCAAUCUCUCCGGCGGAGAAAAUCGUAAUUCGUCUGAGGGUAUUGCAAAUCAUGUCUUGAAUGACAUUGUCUCUGCGGCAAUGGAUGAAAGCAAUAAUUUGGAAACUAGAAUGAAUACCAGUUUGCCUGUUGUUCUAGUUAGACGUUUAUCCCCUUCCGCAAUAAAUGAAAUACUUAACCGUGACAGUAACAAUACUUAUGAAUUAGAUAAUGGUGAUGAUGUUUCUAUGGUUGAAUCAGACAAUGAAAGCUUUGAUGUAGGCCGACUUUUGGCCGAAGAAAGUUUUGACUUAUCGAGAAUGUUCGACGGUACGGAUUCGGAUACGGACACUGUGCUAUCUUCACUGGUUGGACAAGUUGUCCCUCGUGAACGUCCACCAUCUUCAGAAAUUGACCCAGAUAUAGAUAGAUAUCGCGAUGAAGAAAUGUACCAAAAUAUAAAUGUAAACGUUCGUAACCAAAACGAAGAAGAGUCAACAAUCCAUGAAGCGAAUGAUGGUGCGGCUGCGAUUAGUGAAGAAGACAGGGAAGAGGAAGAAAUGGCGGUAGGGGAUGAAGCCGAAUCCUCAUUUGCUUUUCCGAACAUAACAAGUAGUGAGGAUAAUGAUGACGAAAACAUAGAAGACGAAAGCAGCCAUGAUGAAGAUGGUUGGUCAAUAAAUGCUGAUGUUUCAGUUUCAGCACGACCAAUUAAUUACGAUGCCACAUUUAGACAGCUAAUAGAUCAAACUAGACGCAGCAUCGCUUAUGCGGCAGCGUCAAUUCAGCCGUCCUCGAAUGGACCUUCCGAGCUAGUGCGGCGCGAUAGUUUCAUGCAAAGAUUCAGACGAGUUCUUUUUAUACUUAGUAGUCGGCAACGUCGUUUGAUUCGUUUAGGAUUGGCAUCUCCAGAUGUUGAGAACCCAGAAGGUGAGGCUGGAGCAGAGGAAUUAAAUGAUGGUCCAAAUAACGCCGCUCUGGAGCGUAUCGUCCAAAAUUUAGGAUUAGACUUAGAUCAUUUAAAUGACAUCGAGCAACUAACAGCCUCUGCUGCAAUGUCAUCACAACAUCGACAGGAGGAGAUCCCGGAAAAUGCUGUUAGAUUUGAUACGAAUUUGCCAGCCGAACAUUCGUACAUGGGUUCCAAUAUGAAUCGAGUAUCUGGGGUUAAUUAUCUUGAAGUGGAUCAGCAUUACAAUAUGACUCUGUUCAUGCACCAACAUAUUUUAUUCCCAGGCGAAAUUCUGCCCUUUAUGAUCUCUGGUUCAAUUAUUGAUGGCGAUAUAGACACCCAAAACGGUUUCCUCUUUGGUGUAUGCUUUCCUGUCUUAGAACUUAGAGCUGAAAAUCUUUAUGGCGUAACCUGCCAAAUCUACGAAAAAGGCACCGACGAACGCGGCAACACUCUAAUCAAAUCUAGAGCAUUGCAAAGAUUUGCGAUUAAAACAGACGAUCUUUUUGGGCCUUUGGAGUACAUAAAUGAUCAUCCGAUGAUGAAAUGUUAUGGCAAUGUCAAAAUAUUGCCUGAUAUUUACUUGCCUGAACCAUUGAAAUGCAUUAACAUGGGAUCUAUGAGCCGUUUUCGCGACAAUGCUUCUAUGAAAUCAUUAUAUAAACGUUAUCAGAUAGCUAGUGCUCCUUGGCCAGCGCAUAUAUAUGAUCAGUACAGUAUCGCAUCAAUAAUUGAAAAGGCCCGAACUCAAUUGGCAGCACAUAAAAUACAUACCAUGCCAACCGAUCCUACUCAAUUAUCGUACUGGCUGGUGCGUAAUCUUCAUCUAUCAGAGAAUCUAAUGCAUUCGAUUUUCCUGACAAAUUCGGUCAAUACAAGACUUCGAAUGAUUGCCAAUACCUUUAAAGAGGAAUAUAUAUUCAGCUGCCGUUAUUGUAGUAGUCACAUCGCAAAUUGUCGUGAAUUGUUUGCUAUGUCCAAACACGGUGUACAAACGCAAUAUUGUAAUUCUGCUGGUUACGUACAUGAAACUAAUACCCUUUAUCAAGUUAACAAUCAAGCCAUACUUUACAGUGGGGCACCCUCGGCUGAAUUUAGUUGGUUCCCCGGCUAUCAAUGGCAUAGUAUUGUGUGUAAGGUUUGUAAGCAUCAUCUUGGCUGGGAAUUCAAGGCUGUUGAACCGAAUCUUGUCCCAAAGCAAUUCUUUGGUAUUUCUAGCUCUAGCGUACGAGUUAGACCCACUCAAUCUGGACGCAAUGAAUCCCGCAUACGUUCUAUUAUGCGUUUGAAUACGAUGCCCAUGAUUGGUGGCGACAAUGACAGAGAUGCAAGCGCCGGUGGUGGAGAUACUGAAUGAAUAUGGUGGCGCACAGUGAAACAUUUUUUCUGUAAGUGUUGGUCUUGCUGUUGUAGAGGCUGUUAAAUACUUCUCGUCAACCACUCAGCUACAGUAACCAUAUUGUAAUAUAGAUUCAACAAGAGCAUGGACUACAUUUUUUUUUUGUUUCUUUUUAAUUUCUUUAUAUUAUUUUCAAUGUGAAAAUGAAAAUCAUGUUUCACAUGUGCUUCACCCCGAAAACGCAUAAUCUCUUUCGGUUAGGGGGCAAAAGGGACGGAUUGGCUAAAUUGAUUUAUGUCAAGUUAAUCAACAACAGGUCUUGAAAACUUUUAUUAUUUAAAAUUAAUUUCAUAUUUCUGCAUUCAAGGAUAUUAACAUAAACGUUUUUAUAAGAGUUCAUGUUUCUCCACCUUAUUAUACAAAAUGGUAUUUUGAAUUGAAUUCAUUUUUAUCCCCUGGAAAUUAAGAUGAAAUCAUAUAAAUUUGAAAAGGAGCGUUGUGGGCACAAGCCACGAAAAUCG
Messenger RNA from Glossina fuscipes, 3796 nucleotides. It is a transcript of the gene ohgt, whose product is annotated as protein cereblon homolog. The record is from RefSeq and is a predicted model, not a curated record. The transcript is spliced from 6 exons. The coding region runs from base 87 to 3293 and encodes 1068 amino acids. NCBI's taxonomy places the organism in Eukaryota, Metazoa, Arthropoda, Insecta, Diptera, Glossinidae.